AUGAAGGCGCUUAGAGCUGGAUCGAAGGAGGCCGCCUCCUGUCCGGCCAUCAUCUCUGUUGCGGGAGCCACGGUGGACCUCCCCCCCGAACAGUGGAGGCUGCUCGCAGAGGAUAAGCGGCCCGGAUUGCACUCGUUUAAGUGGUUUAACGCGGUCGUCAAUGGCACGUUCAGGGACCUGGUCGACAAGAAGAGCUCGAACGCGAGCAUGCUCAUUCUGCUACACCCCGACCACUUGUCGCUUGACGGUGACGAGUGGAACACGCGGUUCGUUCGCGUUGCUAUUCCCACUGGUGGUGCGGAACACGUCACCGCGGCUGAUGCGAUUGUGGAGUGGUUUCAGGGUCGCGUCGACGAGGAUUUUGCGCGCGGCUCCAUCCAGUGCACCCGCUCCCGCCAGCUUAAUGAUCCCGAGCGUCUGUUGGAUCUGGACGCGACGUCAUUCCGCGGCUCCUGCGGCAACAUCGCUUGUCUGUUCGCGUUCGACAAGAUCAUUGCCCAGUUGGACGCGGUCGCUGCCAGUGGAUACGGGCCGCAAUUCUCGAGGCCAACCGCGAAGACUCUGAAUGCACUGCGGCAUGAGGCGUACCAAACCGCCGAAAUGCUCGCGUUCAACUUGAGCAUGGAUAUGACGCGACCCAUGCACGGCGGUGAGGCUGAAGGGGCUGAAACGGGGAAGGUGCAGAAAGUGGCUACGGAUGCGCAGGUUGCUGACCAUGGUGUUCUCGCUCUCACAGGUGCCGCUGGUGUUUCGAACCGCGGAGGUGCUCGGGGGGGGACGGUGGUCCACGCUGAUGACGAAGGGGCCGAGGAUACCGCGACGAAGGGUGCAACCCGCGAUGAGGCUGACCUCGCUGUUGCGCGUGAGGGGGAGGAGUCGAGCGAGGAGGAGGCGGAGGCACAUGUGGUAGCGGCCGCGGCAUCCAGCAGGCCCACUACAUCCGGCAAGAGCAUCAAGCACCUCGCGCAGCACUUGGCCCCCGGUGCUGGAAGCGCGGGCCCGAGUGGUGAGGUCGCGGGCAAGAGUCCCGUGACAGGUCCGCGUGAUCACGCGUCCCUGUCCUCGUUGCCAUCGCACAAGCUUGCUGCCGAGAUCCUGCAGCUCGACUGCAGGCUUGCAGCGCUGGCCGAAGAGAACGCACGGCUGAAGAAACGCCAGGAGUCGGGGGUUGGUGGGGUCGCGGUUGUGGGCUCUCACGAGCUUGCGUCCGCGCUUGCUAAUGCGGUUCGGGUGUUGGAGAAGGAGGCGAGGGCGAUCGCGCAGGAAAGAGCGGCACUGGUCGAUACGCGUAACCAGGAGGCGUUGGUGCUGGGGCGAGUGGACGCGAGGCUGGGACAGCUGCAGGGGGUCGUGACAGACUCUAUGGAAGCCGCUCAGAAGAAGCUGACGGACGAGGUUGCGCGGAAGAUCGACAACAUGUCGACCGCGGUCUCCGCGACAGCAGAGCGGGCAAUCACCACCAGCGGGGUCACGAACGCGCUGCACACCCUAAUCGCGCUCGUUGGAGGAGCCCCCCCGCCGCGCACGGAUAAUGAAGGAGCCGCCGCGACGGAGAUUGCCGAGCUCGGGGAUGCAGAGCAUGGAAAGCGGGCAGCGGGUGCGAAGGCGGAGAAUCAACGGGGGGCGAAGAGGCAGAGAGGUCCCCAGGCCUCGGCCGCGGUGCGCAAUCCGAGCGUGCAGGACAUGCUGAAGCAGAAGUGGGGCGCUGCAUCGCGAGGUCCAGCACCGCCUGGUUAA
Messenger RNA from Closterium sp. NIES-65, 1737 nucleotides. The record is from the annotation of a GenBank genome assembly. NCBI's taxonomy places the organism in Eukaryota, Viridiplantae, Streptophyta, Zygnematophyceae, Desmidiales, Closteriaceae.